UUUGUUUACUGCAGCGCAAUCUUCCGGAGGCGCCUCGAGAGCACGAUGUCGUUGCUAUCGGUUCACAGGAAACCUAAGAUUCGCGCACUGCACGGUUCACAGCUGCAGCACUAUCUUGGCAGCUUCAGAGACUCGGACGUCUCCCAGCUGCGAAGGGAACAAUCACCGGCCGCUAAUUCGCAGAGUGGGAACUCCCCUUCGGCGGUCAGGAGAUCUACGUCUUCCGUCAGUGUGCAGGCGUCAUCUCAUCGCAAACGCAAGGGCCCGUUUUCGUCGUCCGAAUUGCAAGCUCCAUCGUCGCACGUUGUGUCGGCGACGAUCAAGGUCUAUGCGAAUGUCCUGCAUCCGGACGUUCUCUACAAGACGGCGCAUGUUUCGCACUCGACGGCGGCGGCGGAUGUGGUGCGAGAGCUCAUAGACAGAUAUGCUGUCAAUGUGGAAGACAAGGAUCCCACCCGGUUUUGUUUGGUUGAGGCUGGAAAUGGUGCUUCACAUAUCCGAAUGCUUCAAGACAAUGAGCGUCCACUUUCCAUUCAGGCUGAAUGGCUCAAUGACACCUACUGUUUCCGUUUGUGUCGAAGACCAGACUACCAGGGCUCCCUAGAAGAUGCACCUGUCCACUACAAAGGAGAAAUGUCCGUCACAUUAACAACACCAUUUCAAGGAACAUACAGCUCAAUUAAAGUAGACUUUGAUGAUGAAACAACUGCAAGUCUGUUACUUGAACAGGCUUUGUUGGAGUAUGACGUAUCUCUGGAUCCUGUGCUGUUUUGUUUGCACGAGAUGUGGAUUGAAGAGCCAAGUCGAAGAACAAAGAAGAGGCAGUUGCAUGAUUCUGAAUUGAUAGUGAACGUAAUGCCAAGGGUGGCGAUAGGUAGAGUCACUCUGCAUCUCAGAAAGAAAACUAUUCGUAAAGAAAAGGUCAGAGUUCGUCAUCCAUCAUCAGAAAGCACGACAAGUGUAGCUACUCAGGCUAGCAGUGUUGGGUCAUAUGGUGAUUUGAGUCGUGGUCCGUCACCAUCUCCUGAUUAUCUUGCUGUUGCCAAUUUUGACUGUGACUGGGAACAGCGGUAUGACGAGAAGUCUCAGAAGCACUAUUAUGUCAACAAAAUCACACGUGAGAGCAGUUGGAUCAAUCCUGCCUCUUUCAGACAGCCCAACAUGGAUCCCGAUUUGCCGUUCGGUUGGGAAAGAGGGUACGACAAAAGAUCAAAGAGAAUUUACUAUAUCAAUCAUUUGACUAAAGAGACAACGUGGAAAAACCCCAAUAAACGCUCUGCGGAUCUUCACAGUCUGGGUGGCUCACAGGGGAGAGAUAUGACGAGCAUAUCUCCUGAUAGUGGUGCUUACAUCGACACACCAUCUCCGAGAGACGAAACAAUUGAUAUUGGCGGAAAGUCUGCGACGAAAGAAACCAGUCCAGUUGACCGAGACGGUGACGAAGUGUUCGUACUGCAGGAGACCACUAGUUCAUCUAAUAUUCAAUCGCCAAGCGACUCGUUUCAGGCUACUGCUCAAGUAGAUCCCGCGAGACGUGACGUUACAUUACAGGCUGCUCAACUUGGUGAAUUCGAAGAAGAUUCAAGUAGCUGUAAGACAGAAUCCCAGCAGACAGUCGAAUCGUCUCCAUCUGGUAAUGCUGAAGUCAGUAGUACCAGUGAUGCUGCCGCGACUUCCAUGUUCUUGUGGACGCCUCAACCCGAAAGACGCGGUACAUCUCCUGGAGACGAAUCCGUUGCGUUCGACCGCUCGUCUUUGUUCAAUCGCAGCGAGAGAACUCGUCGAAGCGCCCGACUUCGUGGUUUUAUGCUGCAAUCGCUGAACCAGGGAAUGGCCGGUGUGAUGCAAGAGAUCGCACGCGAAGGACGCGGAGGAUUGUGGACACCUCAAGAGAAUCGACGUCGAGUUUAUCCGCAAAGAGCAAAAAACAUUCACACGCUGUCAACGAAAGCACGAGCUUUGGACACGAGAGACAUGAUUCUAGAAUCUGGACGUAAAGCAGAGUCUUCCUUGACUUCUCAGAAAACGGAAAAAUCGGAUAUCUUGGAAGACCCAUCAAGGGAUACCGUCGGUCAGACGAGACCGGAUAGAUUGACUGUUUUCCGGUUUGAAGGAAGCGAAACAGCAGAAUCAGAUCGGAGUCCAGAAAAGACGAGAAAGUCGCCGAGACGUCUGUCUGGUGGAUCUCGAUCUCCACGCGAUGUAUACAAAAAGUCUGUUGACGUGCAGGCAGUCAAGGCGCGAGAAGAACUGAGAAGACUCAGUCGCGGCGGAAGUCCGAGCAGCUCAACCGAGAAUGAAACCGUCGACAGUGUAACUGUGGCAAGGAGUUAUCGGGAAAAUACACCGACAGCUCGAGUUACUCCAAACAACCACGUGUGGGGACCGAAUACGGUUACGUCGGACGAUCACGGUCGGGAAGACAAACAAAGUUUGCAUACUUCGAGCACGCACAAGACGGCAGAAGGACCAUCCCAUCAUGUUGGUACAGAGACAUCUCAUCUCCCUUUCAGUGACACACCUCAGAAGUUUCAAUCAUCUGUGGGCAUGAGCAGUAAGAUUGAUAGUUCAACAUCACAAUUGACGCCGUUGUCUGCAAGCGAGGCGGGUAGCGUGAGUACAAGUAAUGAUUCUCAUGUUGUUCCGUCGGCAACGGUUACCGUCGAUCCGUCGGGCUCAAUAAUUGCUCGCGCUUCUAGCGGCGGAAAACUGCAGGCUGUUGCUACCACUGAAACAACCGAAGUGACGACUACGACUGAAGUAAUGGAAAUAGCAUCUUCACCGCCAAAGAAAACGAGAACUACAACAACGGAAAAGAAGACUUUGACUACUGCCAAGGUUAUUCCUGACGAAUUAAUCGACCAAGGGAACAAACAAGCGCCGACAGUAUUAGAGUCGCGUAAGGACGACGAUCUUGUCAAAGAAGACAAAAAUGGAUUGGCUGCAAGCAGAGAAGAGAACGAACUGAAGAAAACGACAGUCGCCUCGUUUUGUGUAGAGGAAACAAGCCAUGUAGUGCAAGAUACUCUUGUUGAAGGAGAUGACGACAGUUUCUUUUUGCAGCCGAAAACUGGUAAGGAAGAUGAAGUCAGUUCUAACCAAGAUGUAGUAAUAGAAUCUAAUCGAACUGAAGAUGUUUGCCGACGACACACGAGUGGGAGUGAAAGCGAUCGAAGCUCUUCGCUGGAACCAGAAAUUGAACUCUUCUCUAGCAACUUUGUGGAGCAGAAGGAGUCUAAAGUAACGUCCAGAAACACGGAAAGCGAUCCACCUUCAAAUUCCUCUUUAUUCACAACAGAGGAUUCAAAGUCGAAGGUAAACGAUAAUUGUCGUGAAGGAAGAAGAGAAGAUGCUAGAACUAAUAAUGUCGGUGAUGACGACAUUCCCUUUAUCUCACACUUAAAUCGUCGUCGUUUCAGUGCUUCUGCCGAUCUGGAAUCGUAUUCUAUCAAUUCGGGAUGUGAUAGCAGUCCGGCACGCACGAGGAAUUCGGGGUGGAGGGCGAAACUGGGAAGGUUAUAUGCUAGCAAUGAGGACGAUGAAUGGGUACAGAAGAGACGACGGGGGCGAAGUUUGUCUGUAACUGCUGUGCUAGAACUCGGUGAGAAGGACGGUCAGAUAGAUAAGAAAGAACUCAAGGAGGAAGCACAGGAUCAUUUCAAAGGUCACGUCAAGGAUCAGGCGAGCUCAAGCGAGAGGCAGUCGAACAAGACACCGGAGACGUUAGCACGUGAAGACAGAACAGCAAAGAGACGAUCUUUUUUUGAACCGACACGAACCAGCUCGCUGUCUGUUGCUUCAGCGAGGAAGAGUGAUGUGGCGAGCCUGAAGCAGGACACGAGUCCCAAACUGCAACUAAAGCCUCACAUCGAAACCAAGAUUCCAUCUCGAAUAUUAGCAGAAAAGCAGUCAGCAAAACCAGCAAUGAAUGCCACUGCAAGCGUUUCUACCGGUUGGACAAGCAAGCCACAAGACGGAAAUGAGAGGAAGUCACGGCCAUUGUUUGACAGUGUGGCCACUCGUCGGCAGAAAUUUGAGGAAGGAGAAAAGAAACGAGAAUCGAACUUGCGGUCAAAAGAAACCCAACAACCGACUGAUGCAUUGAAUACAAACAAUUCCAAUAAACUGGCGCAAGAAGAGAAGGUUCGCUUGGAAACGGUAGCUAGUAAUAGUGAUGAACAAAAGAAUGAUUUACAGAGAGACGGCAGUAAGUCGUUACAGACUGAAACGCGUGAAUCUGCUGACACGCAGAAGGAUGUAAUGGCUGGCCGUGUUUCAAGUCUAGACAGUUCUACGCAUACAAUGGCCAAAGAUGAAGCCUCGACUCCUACUACUAGUGAUACCGUCUCGAAGCAACAAGAAUCUGGGUCGGAGUCAAGAGAUGAGUACUCUGCUAGAAGGAAGUUUUUCGAGCAACGAGACCGACGGGGCAAACCUGCUGAACGAUCUAGUUUGCCUUCGGCAUCUGUACAGCGUUCACGCUCUUUCCAGCUCCGCUCUUCGUGGUUGGCAUCACCGAGAAAUGCUUCUCCAUCUACGAGCAAAAAGGGAAACGUCAUCAACUCGGAAAAAGUCGGGAAUUCUGCGGUUCAAGGAGAAACUAACAGACUCAGUCCCAACGCGAAGAAAUCACCUCGACUCGGUAGGUGCAGUCCUCGUACCGGUCGGUCAUCUCCCAAAUCUCCGAAAGAGAGACUGAAACAACUAGAAGCGGAACUUGAGCAAAUAGAGUCAGAUGUCUACAGACUGUUACCAGGGCAACCAGACCAAGUAGAAGUCAAGAAUGAGGCGUAGCAAUGAACAUAGAACUAAAGGCAUCUCGACUUUUCGGUUUUGUCUUAAAUUUUGUAUGGUUUAAUUAGUGACAAGAAGGCGGAUGAAAUUUGGUUGUAAGAGUCACAUUCUAGAGGCAUAUUCUCAGUGAAACGAUGAUAUCUUAUCGAUUUGUAUAAGCUGAAGAUGAUAAUAGACAUUUGCAGACGAGUUAUAGACAGUUCUAUAUAUCUUAAUUGUUUUCUACAAUGUCAUUGAAAUAUAAAAUGACAGCUAGCAUUAUAAUAAAACAUCUACAAAUGUGCUUAAA
This is a messenger RNA of Corticium candelabrum, 5083 nucleotides long. RefSeq lists its product as uncharacterized. Lineage: Eukaryota; Metazoa; Porifera; Homoscleromorpha; Homosclerophorida; Plakinidae. Gene Ontology annotation, biological process: signal transduction. The record is from RefSeq and is a predicted model, not a curated record. The transcript is spliced from 13 exons. Gene Ontology annotation, molecular function: protein binding. Bases 46 to 4794 code for a protein of 1582 amino acids.